UCAAAAAUAAAUCAGCUGAUUAUUUUUAAUUUUUGUUAAUCGUUAUUUAUUUUGCUAAGAGUUUGCUUUGAAUAAGUGUUGGUUAACACAAAACAAAACUCCUUGAAUUUGAAAAAUGUACUUGAUCAUUAUUACUGGUUGUCUAAUUUAUUUUUCAGGAGGCCUUUUUAAACUUUCAGUUUGACAGCGAUCAGUAUUGCCAUGUGUCUCCGCCGAUGCUGUGUCAAGUCCGCAAUAUUUAUGUAAUUCAAAAUAAAAAUUCUAUGUUGCAAAAAUAAAUACACGGCCAGUUUAAUCGUUCAUAAGUAAUAAAUCAUUCAAAAACUCCAUCAUGGGAACAGUACACGCAAAGGCGGAGCACGGGCAGGGUGACAAUGAGGUCCUGGGCAGCAACCUGUUUGAUUUCGGAGUUGAGGAGCCUAUUGAGAUGGAGGAGCCCAUCAUCCAGCGGCCCAGCAUCAAGCUCGGCGGUGUGCGGGCACGAGUUGACCGGGUCCAUGUAGACGGUCUGAGCCGGACCAAGGAUGACGUGAUCCGGGGAGCUGUGGACGACUUGUUCCAUGCCACGGAUUUCGAGGACGUCAUACUGCGAGCACAUAAGGUGCGUCGCGCUCUGGACGCCAUGGGGUGCUUCCGCGACAUCGCCGUGCUCAUCGACGUGUCGUCCGGGCCCGGCGCCACGCAGGGACUCGAGGUGACGUUCCAGGUGAAGGAGCUGUCCCGCGUCGUGGGCGGCGUCAACACUACCGUGUCCGAGAACGAGGGCAACCUCGUGCUGGGAGUAAAGAUGCCGAACGUGCUCGGCCGCGGCGAGCGCAUACAAUCCGAGUACUCUCUAGGAUACCGGAGCUCUUCCAAUUUCAGUAUCACCGCGACCAAACCUUACCCGCACAAACCCAAGACGCCAUUGCUGUCAGCGCAGGUGUACCAGCAAAAUUCUGAGUACCCGUGGUCGGGGUACAGACUGCUCGACCGCGGCUUGUUGCUCGGGGUAGCCUUCAACACUUCUCCCUCGACGAAGCACCAGCUCCAGUGGGAGGGCUUGGUCCGCGACACGUCGGUCCUCAGCAAAACCACCAGCUUCAAGAUUAGGGAGAGCAGCGGUCCUCAAAUGAAGUCGGUGAUCCGCCACAUCGUGUCGGUGGACCACCGCGACGAGCCCAUCUUCCCCACGCGAGGGGCCUGGGUCCAGUUCUCGAGCGAGGUGGCCGGGCUGGGCGGCGGCGUCGCGCACCUCAAGAGCGAGCUGAAGGCGCAGACCAACCAUGAGCUCGCCGAGAACGUGGUGUUGCAAGUGACCGGCGCUGCAGGCGUCCUCCAUGAUGUCUUCGGGACAGAGAUACCUGAUCACUUCUUCCUCGGAGGACCCACAACUCUUCGAGGGUUCAGGUCCAGAGGAGCCGGACCCCACACCGAUGCUCAUGCUUUAGGCGGCCGGAUGUACUGGGCCAGCGGCGUGCAUCUGUACACCCCUCUGCCCUUCCGUCCCGGGCGAAGCGGCCUCGGAGAACUCUUCAGGUCCCAUGUGUUCGUCACCGGCGGCUGUCUCGCUUCCCCAGAGGAGUCCGGAGCAUCACCGUGGGACGCGUUGUCGGCCGUGCGCGUGUCGUGCGGCGCCGGCGUGGCCUUGAGGCUCGGCCGCGUGGCGCGCCUCGAGCUCAACUACUGCGCGCCCCUGCUGGCGCGCGCCGGCGACGUCACGCAGCCGGGGAUCAGCUUCGGCGUGGGCGCUGACUUCCUGUAGACAUGUGAGUGCACACACACACACACACACACCGUGGGACGCGUGUCGUGCGGCGCCGGCGUGGCCUUGAGGCUCGGCCGCGUGGCGCGCCUCGAGCUCAACUACUGCGCGCCCCUGCUGGCGCGCGCCGGCGACGUCACGCAGCCGGGGAUCAGCUUCGGCGUGGGCGCUGACUUCCUGUAGACAUGUGAGUGCACACACACACACACACACACCGUGGGACGCGUGUCGUGCGGCGCCGGCGUGGCCUUGAGGCUCGGCCGCGUGGCGCGCCUCGAGCUCAACUACUGCGCGCCCCUGCUGGCGCGCGCCGGCGACGUCACGCAGCCGGGGAUCAGCUUCGGCGUGGGCGCUGACUUCCUGUAGACAUGUGAGUGCACACACACACACACAC
Messenger RNA from Cydia pomonella (codling moth), 2138 nucleotides. Its product is annotated as sorting and assembly machinery component 50 homolog A. Gene Ontology annotation, biological process: mitochondrial respiratory chain complex assembly; protein insertion into mitochondrial outer membrane. Gene Ontology annotation, cellular component: SAM complex; outer membrane. NCBI's taxonomy places the organism in Eukaryota, Metazoa, Arthropoda, Insecta, Lepidoptera, Tortricidae. The record is from RefSeq and is a predicted model, not a curated record.